Messenger RNA from Anas platyrhynchos (mallard), 3494 nucleotides. RefSeq names its product KLF transcription factor 15 (gene KLF15). Lineage: Eukaryota; Metazoa; Chordata; Aves; Anseriformes; Anatidae. Gene Ontology annotation, molecular function: DNA-binding transcription factor activity, RNA polymerase II-specific; RNA polymerase II cis-regulatory region sequence-specific DNA binding. The record is from RefSeq and is a predicted model, not a curated record. Gene Ontology annotation, biological process: regulation of transcription by RNA polymerase II.
GGAGCAAUGCAGACGUACGAGGAAGGAUCGGAAAGCAGCUGAGGGCAAGAGCUCCUCUCUGCCUCCCGUGUCACAAGGCAGUCACCCCUUUCUGGUGCAGGCACAAAGUGAGCUGCCGGGGUGAAUUCUUACUGGGAGCAACAAAAACUUCUCAGAAACAGACUGGGUUUUCUGUUUCACAUCGCUCAGCUCUGUGACUUUUGCCUCGAGGGAAAGUUCCUCCAGCAGAGUUUUUUUUUACAAAAAGAGACGUCAUGUGUCUUAAACACGGCUCUCCUGGCUCUUCACUUUUACUAUAAGAGAUUAUUAUAGUCUGAGGUCGCAAAGCAGAGCCACUAACCUCUGUUUGAACUUCCUCGUGUUCAGCACAUGCUCCCACCUGAACCUUUGCCGCGUGGUAUAUGCUGUUGGGAUACCCUAAGACAUCGCCCAGGAAUGGUGGAUCACUUGCUGCCUACCGAUGAGUCCUUUUCAUCUAUGAGGUCUUCUCUGGGAUACUUUGGGGACAUGACGGCAGGGGUGAGGUCCUACCAAAUGCUGCCCUCUCCCCUGUCAGAAGAUGACAGCGACUCGUCCAGCUUUUGUUCUUGUUCCAGCCCGGACUCCCAGGUUCUCAGCUCCAGCUAUGGGAGCACGUCCAGUGCGGAGAGUCAGGACAGCAUCUUAGACUACUUGUUGUCCCAGGCAUCUCUGGGGAACACCACCAUGUCAUGGUGGGACAAAAGGAGACUUCAGCCCAUAGUCAAAGAGGAGUACUUUAGGUUGCCUGAAUUUGCUGUGGAUAUGGAAGACUCUGGACCAUUUCAGCCCACACUUGAGGAAAUUGAGGAAUUUCUGGAAGAGAACAUGGAGCUGGAGCUCAAAGACAGACCUAAAAGUGAGACCAAGGACUUGAGAGCUUGCAGCCAAGUUUCUGUUGCCUCGCUACAGCAAAAAGACCAUAUGUUACCCAGCGCUAGCUUAAAAGAGAGUAAAAACGAACAGUUGAACAGCUCGACGGAAGGUGGCCAGGCUUCAAAUGGAGGAAUGCCCGUGGAGAAUGGGAUACCGGUUAUGCUCCAAAUUCAACCUGUACAGGUCAAACAGGAGUCCAACACCAGCCCUAAUUCCCAAGGACCAGCACAAGACAACAUUAAAAUUGCACAGCUCCUAGUCAACAUCCAAGGACAGACAUUUGCCCUUGUGCCCCAGAUAGUUCAGUCAUCCAAUUUGAACUUGUCCUCUAAAUUUGUCCGCAUUGCUCCCGUCCCCAUCGCCGCCAAGCCAAUUGGGCCAGGAGGCAUGAUCCAGGGUCAGACGGGAAUCAUCAUGGGUCAGAAAUUUCAAAAGAACCCUGCAGCAGAACUCAUUAAAAUGCACAAAUGUUCUUUCCCUGGUUGUACCAAGAUGUACACGAAAAGCAGCCAUUUGAAAGCCCACCUGAGGAGGCAUACAGGAGAAAAGCCUUUUGCGUGCACGUGGCCAGGUUGUGGAUGGAGGUUCUCCAGGUCAGAUGAGCUGUCUCGGCACAGGCGCUCCCACUCGGGGGUGAAACCCUAUCAGUGUCCCGUCUGCGAGAAGAAGUUUGCUCGAAGCGACCACUUGUCCAAACACGUCAAGGUGCAUCGAUUCCCCCGAAGCAACCGCUCCGUCCGCUCCGUGAACUGAUCAGUCCCGCUUUCCCCUUCCCGCCCAGCCGUCCUACAGCAGCCGAUGACAGCACUUUGCUCACUAUAUUUCUAGUGAUAAUUUAUUUGUCUUCACACAACAGUCAAUGCUGUUACUUGAUACCACCAUGUCUGAGUGUCCCAUGUCCUUUAAAGAUGAUUUGAGAAUGAAGUUCUUUUUGGGUCAGGGGAGGGGGGUGUUCUUCCUUUUUUGUCUUUUUUUUUUUUAAGGAUGUUAUUUUCCUUUCCUCCUAUCUUUCCCUUCUUUCCUGCUGCUUCUUUUGGAAAUUACAGUGUUUUAUUUUUAGCUGUUUUCUGCUGCACAUGAAAAUGUAAGAGUUGCUUGCAGCUAGUUAAUUAUAGCCCUGGCAUUCCUGAGGGCUUUGCUCAUGUACAGGCCAUUCAUUGUGAGUUUUUAUUAAGCUGCUCUAUUUGUCCAGUUUGGAAACAGCAAAUUCCUUUUGAAAUGAAAACAACUCCUUUGUUUUUGGGUUGCCUGAGCCAAGGAUUUGUAGGGGCUGGCCAUAGGAGGAGGAACAGUGGGAGUCGGGGAGAGGGAGAGGCAAGCGCUGCAAUGCACCCCCACACCUCUCUCAUUUCUCCAGCUCACAUUUACCUUUUCCUCGGUUAGGGCUAUAUAUAAAUAUUUAUGUAUAUAUAUUCAUACAUAUAUAUAUGUAUAUAUUUAAGCAAAGAUAUAUCCCAAACAAACCCAAAGCUCAGGCUGGGUGAAAUGGGUUGGCGUGGAGGCCUUUUGGUGUGGCUCACUGCGUAUCAUGUGCAUGCUUUUCCUGUCCUGUGCUGCCACUGAGGGUGAAAGGAUGCCCACGCAUCAAAGGAAACGCUGCUUUCCUUUGACAGUUUGGAAGCAUCCACUGUCUUUAGCAGAAGAUCUGUUGUCUAGAGUGUAAAGCAACAGGAAGCUGUUUGUAAGAAUGGCUGCGCUAUGCUCCCAUCUCCACUCCUGUCCUCUUGUGUGAUCCUUGAGGAGAAACCCCAAGGUGCCCAGUGGUCCUGGUGAGCACUGGGCAUCCCGAGCAUCCCCUGCCCACACUGGCUGGGGCUGAGCCUCUGUAUCCUUGACCAUUUGUCAGGGUGUGCCAGUGACUUGGGAACAAGGGGAGCAUCAUGGCCUGGUGGGACAGCACCAGGAGAUCUUCUGACCCAGGGUGAGCUUCAGCGCUGAACCUUCCCUUAUCAACAGCCAUGUCAGAGCUCCACGCAGCUGGGCUGGGCAAAUGGGUGAGAACAGUAGCCAAAAGAAACAAAUUCGUAUGGCAGAUGGCUAAGAAGGGAAUUUAAGCAAAUAAUCAGAUGGUAGCAGGCAAGCGAUUUUGUUUGUGUUUCUUCUUCUUGUUUUGUUUUUCCUUUUGAACUCUGGCGAUUGUAAGAAGCUUUAGAAGAAAAUAGAAUUCAGUAAUUAGGAACGAUUUUAUAAUGGAUGUUGCAUUUCCUUUCCAUUCGCAGACAGCAUCUGUUUGUCUUUUUGUUGGCAAAAUGGGAAAUAGAUAACUGCCGUCCUAGUGCUAGGCAGAGCAGGAGCCCGCGCUGUGUAAGAACAGCAGGUCUAGCUAAAGCGAAUGCAUUCCUUUUGUCCUCUAGAAAUUAAUAUAAAUGAGCUAUCAUCUAUUGACUGGUUUAUAUCACAUCCUAUGAAUGUAUGUAAAUAAAACUGUACAUAGAUGCAUAUCUAUAUAAAAUAUCUUUUAAUAACGUAUCAAAAUUUGUGUAAAUUGGAAACAAAAAUACCUAUAAAGCCAGUGUACAUAAGUUACAAUUCUGUAUAUUUUCUUUUGUUCUUCAUAAAAAUAUAUUUACUUUGACAAUAAAAUGAAAAUGGAAAUUUUA